Mercenaria mercenaria is the source of this 3367-nucleotide messenger RNA. Its product is annotated as all trans-polyprenyl-diphosphate synthase PDSS1-like. Gene Ontology annotation, molecular function: prenyltransferase activity. The transcript has 9 exons. NCBI's taxonomy places the organism in Eukaryota, Metazoa, Mollusca, Bivalvia, Venerida, Veneridae. Gene Ontology annotation, biological process: isoprenoid biosynthetic process; ubiquinone biosynthetic process. The coding region runs from base 24 to 1250 and encodes 408 amino acids. Gene Ontology annotation, cellular component: mitochondrion; transferase complex. The record is from RefSeq and is a predicted model, not a curated record.
UGAUAGCUCUACUUGAUACAAACAUGGCGAACGUUCUCAAAAACUUUAGCAGACAGCCGAAGAUUUUACUUGAAUUUACAUCGAAAACAGGCUUGAUUACAUCGUCUUUAAAUUUCGAAGUAAAAGUGAAGACACGUAGACAUUUUUCAAAUGCAAUGCGUCGUGUAUAUCACUUGCAAAAUCGGAGGAGUUUAUGCCUUGCAAAAGUGUGUUCCAGAAUUGGGUCAGGAGAAAGAUGUAUGAGCACGAGCAUAGAGACAGAUCCAAGCAAGCGUACAGUAGACCCAUACAGUCUAGUGGAAACUGAGAUAAAUAGUAUAACACAAGACAUUAGAAGAGAGUUGGUGACUGUAGAUCCAGAGCUACUGUCUGUUGCAGAAUAUUAUUUUGAUGGACAGGGGAAAUUAUUUCGUCCAAUGCUUAUCAUGCUGGUAGCUAAAGCCCUCAAUUUCCACGUUAACAAACAAGACUGUUUGUUACCAAGUCAACAAAAGAUAGCUAUGAUAGCGGAGAUGAUCCACACUGCCAGUCUCAUGCACGAUGAUGUCAUAGAUGCUGCGGAUACACGGCGCAAUAAACCUAGUAUCAAUCAGGUCUGGGGACAGAAAAAGUCUAUAAUUGCUGGUGACUAUGUGAUGGCAAUGGCUUCUAUAGCUCUAGCUAGGAUAAGAGAUGAAGAAGUUGUCUCUGUUGUGUCACAGAUAACAGAAGAUCUUGUUAGAGGAGAGUUUAUGCAGCUUGGUUCCAAAGAAAAUGACGAGGAGAGAUUCAAUCAUUACAUCAACAAGUCUUUCAAGAAAACUGCAAGUUUGCUUGCUAACAGUUGUAAAGCAGUGGCUGUUCUAGGUAAAUGUGAUGAAGAAUUGGCGGAAGCAGCAUUUAAUUAUGGCAAAAAUAUAGGCAUAAGUUUUCAAUUGAUAGACGACCUGUUAGAUUUUACGUCAUGUGACCAGGUGAUGGGUAAACCUACUGCUGCGGAUCUCAAAUUAGGUCUAGCCACAGCCCCAGUGCUGUACGCUGCCAGAAAAUACCCUCAGCUCAAUGCUCUGAUUAUGAGGAGGUUUAGUCAAGAGGGAGAUAUAGAAUUAACAAGGGAACUUGUUGCUAAGAGUAAUGGUGUAUCAGAAACGAGGAAGCUGGCAGAACAACACAGUGAAGAGGCUGUGAAACAAAUCAAAACUUUACAAAAAUCAGACUGUCUUAAAGCGCUAGAAGUUAUAGCAAAAUUGGUUCUGUCACGGAACAAAUAACCAUAGUUUACAUUAGGAACAAAUUUUAUACUUGUGAGUUGUCACAUGAAAAGGGACCAUCUUAGUUAUUUGUUUGCUGUCAAAUCUUUGCUAAUGACCACCUUUGUACAGAGACCACUUGGAAAUGAAAACCAGUUAUUAAAGAUAUUUAUGAUAAUAAUGAAAUAAUAGAAAAUAUUUUAACUAGUGAAUGAAAGACCACUUGUGUUUAAAAAUCACUUUUUGGCUCUCGCUAACAUGGUCUAUAUAGACAGGGUUUACUGUAUUGGAUUUUUGUGUGUUUAUAUGGUCAGUUUUUAAAACUGAGUAUUUUUACCUUAAAUAUGAUUUAAACCAACUUUUAAAUGACUUUUCUGUCAAUAUAACAUUGUUUUCCAGGUAGUCCUUUUUAAUGUGAUGAGUCGCAGUUAAAUUAUAUAAAAUCCAUGUGGUAUAUUAUAGUCAGGUUUGCUUCACAAUUUUACAUUUCAUAUUGAAUUUUUUUUUAAUACCUGUAUCAUAAAGAUAGUAUUUACCUGUAAUUAUACAAGCAUAAUAUCUCUGUAUGGCAGACAAGUGCAACUUUGUAAUGUGCUUGUUGGGAGCCAGUUUUUGGCAAGUAUUGUGAAAUUGUUAAAUUCUGUGGGUAUGAGAUCUCAUGGUUUUGGCCCAAAUGGCUAUUUCGUGGGGAUAGGAAUUUGAUGAUAUUAAAUUUGAACAUAAAAUGAGUUGGAAUAUUACUUGUUUGUUAGGAUUUAAUUCCUUGGAUUUCACAGUAUUCAAGUUGAAAGGAAGUACAUCUAUUGGCUAACCUUUCACUUUUAUGUUGUUUUUGUAAGGUGUUCAGAAGUUUUAUCUGAUGAAAGUUAGUUUUCUGAUUAGAACUCACUACCUUUUGAUGUGGAUUGUUAGAAUAUUAAGUACUGCAAGGUCAUUAAUUUUCGAGGAAGACUGAUUAACUUGGGAUUUUGUGGUUGACUAAAUUCACGAUAUUAAAUCCCAAAGAAAAAAUAAAAAUUGCUAUUUUAGCAUGAGUAUUUAAAUUCAUCAAAUUCAUAUCCCCAUAAAAUAGCCGUUUUGGAAAAAGAAAACUCUAAGAUUUCAUGCCCACAAAAAUUAAAUCAUUUUACAGUAAGAGAAAUAAGAGUUUACUGGUACUGCAGUGAACCUAUUAUGGUAGUGAUGAGUAAGUUAUGCUUGAAAUCCUAGUACUUUGGUCAAAUUUUUUAAAAAGCUUGCUUUAAAGAUUUGGAAUUUACAAAGAAAUCUCAAAGAUAUCAAAUGCAAAAUUACAAUGUUUUAUAUCAAGAAAUUUGAAAUUGUAUUAUUGAUUUCAGGAUUUAAUAGGUAACUGUCAGUAGAAAGUAAUGGGUAGCAAGAUUUUUGAGUUAAGUUUCACAAGAAUUAGCAGGCAAAAUCGUAUUCUUAUAAUCAAAGUUUCUUAUGUAUCGGCAAGCCACAUCAAAGGACUUGGUCUAUUCUGGCACAAAGCUUACUUUGCAGGUUUCUAAAGGGCAUUUCACAUAUUUAGUUGUUUAAGUGUUUUCAGACUAGUCUGUCAAUGAGUAUUAGUAAAUCAAACCGUAUUACACUGAUUACAGGAGUUGUUUACUUUCCUACUGUACAAUUGUAGUUAUUUGCAGCUUUUCUAAAUGGCAUUACACAUUGAUGGUUGAAUAGAAAAUUCUGGUAACUCAUAGGUUUUGAUUGUUAUGUUUGAGCGAAAAUGAGUGUAAGUGAUUUUUAUGUUUGCUUUCUUAGAUUUUACAUUAAUUUCUGUAUUCAAGAAACUGUGAUUGUUAAAUAAACUAUUCCAAUUCGAGUGUCAGUCAAGUGCCAGUGAAAAGUUACCACAAAGUUGGUGUUUUUUAUUGGAACAAUUUUCAUUGGCGGUAAGAAAAACCUAUAGAAGAAAACUUACUCAGGGAAAUUUUUUUAGGAAUUUUCUUGAAUAAGCUGUAAAACUUGUUACAGCUUCUUAUUGUUGGUAAUACACUUAACAACGGAUAUAAAAACAACAUUUAGACUAACAUUCAACAUAACUACUUUACAGUUAUCACAGAUCAUGUACUCUUUCAUUUUCACUGCCCUUUGUUAAUACCUCUUUAAUGGAUUGCUAAAAAUAAAUAUUUUUUACA